Messenger RNA from Xenopus laevis (African clawed frog), 5903 nucleotides. It is a transcript of the gene grm1.L, whose product is annotated as metabotropic glutamate receptor 1. The transcript is spliced from 9 exons. Bases 1427 to 4906 code for a protein of 1159 amino acids. The record is from RefSeq and is a predicted model, not a curated record. Lineage: Eukaryota; Metazoa; Chordata; Amphibia; Anura; Pipidae.
UUGAACACAAUAGAUAACGUAAUGAUAUGACUGGCAAUCUCUGCAAUUUAACAUUGCAACUGCCUUUUAGCUAAUCUGUAGACUUUAUAUAUCGUAUAUCAAUGUACAAAUGUCAUAUCUGCAUGUGUUCGGAUGGGAUCAAACUGAUGUGAGAUCAGUAAAAACUGAUACUGACUGAUCGGUGCCCUUAAUAAUUGUCUUUUUGAAGAGUUGAAUAUCCGUUGUGCCUGCCGAGGCAGAAGGAACUGGUGUUUGGAAUUGCUGGUGUGGGGGUUGAGAAAAUGUGUGUGGGUGAGUGGAGGUUGUGGGAGUGAAUUAUAAGAGAUCUGCUUUUGAGCAAGGAUUCGGAGAUAACAGUGGGUGACCAGCCAGGAAUUGCUAGCUACGUGGGUAAGUAGGAAAGAAACUAGAGGGAGUGCGGAGUUCUGCUGGAGCGCUGUCCGUGGUGCUGAAACAGCAGUGUCUCCUUGCAUAAUGCCAAUUUAUAGACUGGAACACUUACUGCUGUACAUCAGCUGUCCCUGUGCUGCUUUCUCUGUUAUUCCAAUUGGAGUAUGAGCCCCUGCACCUGCUACAUAAGAAAGUGCCAUCAGAGCUGAUACAUUAUAGCAUAUUUACAACUAAUACAACGGUAUUACUUGCUUGGUCUAGUUGCUUUAGUAACCGAUUCUCAGUUUCCAUGCUUCAUAACUCCAUUCUGAUUACACCCAUUUCAUUAAUGUAACUGCUCUCCAUCCUAUGCUACUGCUGCAAUUUUAUUUUAGUAGUUUCUGGGGUUAGAAAAAGAUGCGUAGGGUCUUUCUUCAACGUCCUUAUCAAAUCUGUUGUGGGUUUACUGAGAUUAUUAUUGCAUUGGCAUAUUGAUCCACAGGACUAUAAGGGUAACUUGACUGUAGAGGUCUGGUAGGGAGGGUAGUUGUGAGAUGGUGGAGGAUUUAGCACUUAAACUUUCUGGAGAAGGCUGAUAGUGAUGAAACCUAUUAUACAAGGGGUUAAUUAUAAUGAUAUGACUAAACGUCUUCUAAACACUUGAAAAAAUGAUGUAGCUGCAUUUUUUUUAAAACACCAAAAGAACACUAGGGAACUGUAGCAAUCUCUUGAAAUGAAUGUCUGACUACUUUCUAUUUGAAUGCAGUCAACUGGUAGCCAACUACAGUUUACUACCAAAGCCUUUCCCCGUGUUGUUAUUGCCCCUGUUUUCAGCUGAAAACAUCUGUUCAUCUAUUUGCUACUGUUGGAUUCCAGUCAUUUUCCCUGUGCUGUAUGUUGUUCGCUUAUGUUCAAUAUAGGUGAUCUUUCAGCCCCACUUUCAUACUUUAAGGGCACCGGGGUAUCAUUUCUGGAUAAGUGAAGUGAAAGACAGCUGCUAAACUUGACAACUCUUUCCAAGUUUUGGCCAAACAUAUUUGCCUUUCUUUGGGUCUACAUGAGGUCUUUUCUUAAAAUGGUUAAUUCACUGCUGAUACUGAUGAUGAUGGUGGGAUUGGACAUGUUCUAUGGAGGACUUUUUGGUCGAAAUACCUUUCUGGUUUGUGCUUCUUUGCCACGAUCAGUGGCCAGGAUGGAUGGAGACAUUAUUAUAGGAGCGCUCUUCUCUGUCCACCACCAGCCACCAGCUGAAAAAGUGCCUGAGAGGAAGUGUGGGGAGAUCAGGGAGCAAUAUGGCAUCCAAAGGGUGGAAGCUAUGUUUCAUACCCUGGAUCAGAUCAACUUGGACCAAACUUUAUUGCCUAAUAUCACACUGGGAACAGAGAUUCGGGAUUCCUGUUGGCAUUCAUCAGUGGCUCUGGAACAAAGUAUUGAGUUUAUCAGAGAUUCUCUGAUAUCCAUGCGGGAUGAAAAAGAUGGAGCCAGCAAAUGUCUUGAUGCAACUCCAACUCCACAUGGACGAAUUAAAAAACCAAUUGCUGGUGUUAUUGGACCAGGGUCCAGCUCAGUGGCUAUUCAGGUUCAAAACUUACUACAGCUUUUUGAUAUUCCUCAGAUUGCUUAUUCAGCUACAAGUAUUGAUCUAAGUGAUAAAACCUUAUAUAAAUACUUUUUGAGAGUUGUCCCAUCUGAUAUACUUCAAGCAAGAGCAAUGCUGGAUAUAGUAAAAAGAUAUAACUGGACUUAUGUGUCAGCGCUUCAUACUGACGGAAACUACGGAGAAAGUGGUAUGGAGGCAUUUAAGGAGAUGGCUGCUCAAGAAGGCCUCUGCAUAGCCCACACAGACAAGAUCUACAGCAAUGCUGGGGAGAAGAACUUUGAUCGCCUUCUGAAAAAGCUGCGUGAGAGACUGCCCAAAGCCAGAGUGGUUAUUUGCUUUUGUGAGGGGAUGACAGUGAGGGGGAUUCUAAUGGCCAUGAGGCGCUUAGGAGUGGCUGCAGAAUUUUUGCUCAUUGGAAGUGAUGGUUGGGCAGACAGAGAUGAAGUAAUAGAAGGAUUUGAAGCAGAAGCUAAUGGAGGAAUUACUAUGAAGCUGAAAUCUGCGGAAGUGAGGCCAUUUGAUGACUAUUACCUAGCCCUGCGAUUGGAUACAAACUCCCGCAACCCAUGGUUUGCUGAGUUUUGGCAACAUCGGUUCCAAUGCCGUAUUCCUGGACAUCCACAAGAGAAUCAAAGCUUUAAGAAGAUAUGCACAGGCAAUGAAAGUUUAGAAGAAAAUUAUGUCCAGGACAGUAAAAUGGGCUUUGUCAUUAAUGCAAUCUAUGCGAUGGCUCAUGGUCUACAUGACAUGCAUUCAGCUCUCUGUCCAGGUCAUGUUGGUCUAUGUGAUGCAAUGAAGCCUAUUGAUGGAAGCAAACUGCUUGAAUUCCUUAUCAAGACUUCAUUUCUUGGUAUUUCUGGUGAGGAUGUGUGGUUUAAUGAGAAAGGAGAUGCCCCUGGAAGGUAUGAUAUCAUGAACCUUCAACUGAUCGAGCCAAACCACUAUGAUUAUGUGCUUAUAGGAACAUGGCAUGAGGGAAUUCUGAGUAUGGAUGAUUUUAGGAUGCAAACAAAUAAGAGUGGAAUUGUCAGAUCUGUGUGCAGUGAUCCUUGCUCCAAAGGGGAAAUCAAGGUUAUAAGGAAAGGUGAAGUGAGCUGCUGCUGGAUUUGCACCCCUUGCAAAGAAAAUGAAUUUGUACAAGAUGAGUUUACAUGCAAGGCCUGUGACCUAGGCGCUUGGCCUAAUGCUGGAUUGACAGGCUGUGAACCUAUUCCUGUCAAAUAUCUACAAUGGAGUGACAUUGAAUCUAUUAUUGCAGUGGCCUUCUCAUGUGUUGGCAUCCUCAUAACAAUGUUUGUCACUUUGAUCUUCAUACUUUACAGAGACACGCCUGUAGUCAAAUCUUCAAGCCGAGAACUCUGCUACAUUAUUCUUGCUGGCAUAUUUCUUGGUUACAUAUGUCCUUUCACAUUAAUCGCUAAACCCACCACUGCUUCUUGCUAUCUACAGCGUCUUUUGGUCGGCCUUUCUUCAGCCAUGUGUUACUCUGCUCUUGUGACAAAAACCAAUAGAAUUGCUCGGAUUCUAGCAGGCAGUAAGAAGAAGAUUUGCACUCGCAAGCCCCGCUUUAUGAGUGCUUGUGCCCAAGUGAUUAUUGCUUCUAUAUUGAUAAGCCUGCAACUUGCGCUGGUGGUUUCUUUAAUUAUCAUGGAACCUCCUAUGCCUAUUCUCUCCUAUCCAAGCAUCAAAGAUGUUUAUUUAAUUUGUAACACAAGCAAUUUAGGUGUAGUUGCUCCCUUAGGCUACAAUGGACUACUCAUUAUGAGCUGCACAUAUUAUGCUUUCAAGACACGUAAUGUUCCAGCAAACUUUAAUGAAGCUAAAUAUAUUGCUUUUACCAUGUACACUACAUGCAUUAUCUGGCUGGCCUUUGUACCAAUCUAUUUUGGGAGCAAUUACAAGAUCAUCACCACCUCUUUUGCAGUCAGUCUUAGUGUAACCGUUGCCUUGGGAUGUAUGUUCACUCCUAAGAUGUAUAUUAUCAUAGCCAAACCCGAAAGGAACGUUCGCAGUGCUUUCACUACCUCUGAUGUUGUUCGCAUGCAUGUUGGGGAUGGAAAAGCACCCUGCAGAUCAAAUACUUUCCUAAGUAUCUUCAGAAGAAAGAAGCCUAGCUCUGGAAACACAAAUUCUAAUGGAAAGUCUGUGUCAUGGUCUGAACCAGGUGGAAGACAAGUACAGAAGGGGCAACACAUGUGGCACAGACUAUCGGUGCAUGUGAAGAGCAAGGACACAGGAUCAAAUCAGACAGCUGUGAUCAAGCCUCUAACCAAAGGAUACCAGGCGCAGAGCAAGAGUCUCACAUUUUCAGAUACUAGUACUAACACACUGUACAACGUGGAAGAGGAAGAUGAAAAUGAGACAGGGAGAUUCAAUGCAAUGAUGAGCAGUCCUACAAGUAUGCGAUUAAAUGCAACUCGUUCUCAAGAAUUUGAUGAGGGGUCAAUGUGCUUAUCAGAGGAUGUCUCCAAAAGCCUGCCUUUACAAAAAUCUAUCAUGGACCAGCUUCAUGGUGUGAUAGAUAGAUUCUCAACCGGCAUUCCAGACCUCAACUCUGUCGUGCCCAUGCCGGGUACAGAAAAUGGAGUUGGGUCAACAUUUUCAUCAAAGCAUCCACAACAGCAAGUGCUUCCAUUUCAAACGGUGACUUUUAAUGAAGGUAUGGAUUCGCCUGUGGUGGAGUGUGAAAAGCUAACCCUAAUUCACAAUUACAUAUAUGAUAGCACAGAUAUGCCUGAUGAGGAACUUGUUUCAAAUAAAUUGAUUUUGGAGGAUUCACCUGCUUUAACACCACCCUCACCUUUCCGGGAUUCACUAGCUUCGGGGAGCUCUCUGCAGAGCUCACCUGUCUCAGAAUCUGUCCUUUGCACUCCUCCUAGUGUUGCAUAUGCUUCAGUUAUGUUGAGGGACUACAAGCAGGUCUCAUCAACUUUGUAGAUAAAUAUAUUCUUCUGAAACAACACUAUGAAGCACCACAGGGCUUGCCUCAUGGCAAUACGAAGAACAAAAAUCAUAUGUAAUGUAAAUCAUUUGAAAAGCAAAUAACAACUGUCAUGCACUAAGGUGAUUUUCUGUAUAUGAGGGCUUCACGUUUGUUUUCACAUCAGUUUUUAUCUACCAUGUAACACAUUGCAGUUACGUGCAGUAUUUAUCAAGUGCACUGUAAUAUCUGCAAGAUCUGGAUAUUGUAAAUAAUCAAACAACUUCAUGGCACACAAUAUUCUCCAGAUCCCCUACCUAUUGAAUGCUAACAAGAGCUAAGGGCCAGAAGUAAUGUAAAUUGUAUAUUUGAGGCUAUAACCUUGGUUAGAGAGUAAGUAUCGGGGUUAAAUAACAAAAUAUGAUUUUACCAAAUUAGAAUUUUUAAAUAUUUUUAUUAUCUAAUUAUUUUUAAAAUAAUUUUUUUGUGUUCUAAACAAGGUGUUGUGUUGUUCGCUGCAAUUAUCUGAAAUGCAAUGAAAUGCAGCAUAUUCCCAGUGUUGCUACAAUGUCACAUGUAAGUGACCAAAACCUCACAUUACAUAUGGUUUAAUCACUUGAACUAAUUGUCACUAGUAAGUCCUGUUGAGUGCUGCAAGUUUUACUUAAUAUACACAUAUACUGUAAAUAUAAGUACCAAGAGGUGCACUCCCUUAACCCAAUAGGACAACUGCCUGGUUGUAAAUGAAGACAUUUAAAUAUAAAAAAAAAUAGCAUUAUUUUCUCAAAAAAAUGUAUUUAGUAUAUAGUGACCUAUAGGCACAGGAUCGAAUUUCAAUUUAGAGUUCAUGGGAGUUUUUAAAAUUCCUAUAAACUCCCAUGAAUUAGAAAUUCAACCAAUUGAAAUGUAUUACUAAAAUUGAAUUUUUUAAACUCGGAUGAAUAGAUGAACCACAAGGUUUUAGGAACAGCUUCAGAAAGAACCAGCAACACAGGGUUAUUUACAAUAGUGAAA